Messenger RNA from Archocentrus centrarchus (flier cichlid), 3613 nucleotides. It is a transcript of the gene ankrd33aa, whose product is annotated as ankyrin repeat domain 33Aa. Bases 287 to 1621 code for a protein of 444 amino acids. The record is from RefSeq and is a predicted model, not a curated record. Lineage: Eukaryota; Metazoa; Chordata; Actinopteri; Cichliformes; Cichlidae. Gene Ontology annotation, molecular function: protein binding. The transcript is spliced from 5 exons.
CUGGCUGAUGAGGCAACCUUAGCUGCCAUUAGCAGAAAUGGAGGGAGGGGAAAGGCUUGAGCUGCAGUCAGUUUGGGAAACUUAGCCUCAACCAGUUUCUACUGAGCACCAACAAGAAGAGCGGAAGUCCAAUAAAACAUGAUGGUUUGACUAUCAAGAGCAAGUAAGAAACCAGACAAAGAAAAAGCAGAAGAAGAAGACAAACCCAUGGCUGGAUUGUUUUCAGAUAAGGGGUCUGUGCAGCAGUCCUGACACCCAGGUGUGACCAGAGGCAGAAGGGGUUCCAAUGGCUACUGCAAAUGAUGACCCACACCUGGGCAUUGGCCCAUCUGAGGACUCAGAGAUCUCCCUGGAUGACUCUGACUCAGGGAGUGUACUUUCUGAUGACUCAGUUCUUCCCAGCUAUGAAAGGGAUGAAAAAUCUACAGAACCGGCUGAAACACUGUACGAGGCCUGCGCAAAGAAUGAUGCCGCAUCCCUGCGCAGCAUCAUGGAGAGAGGAGUCACGCGAGAUGAGGCCAUGGAGCUAGACAUCAAUGGCAGGAAUGGUCUGAUGCUGGCUGUGUCCAAGGGUUUUGUAGACAUUGUCACCUUGCUUCACACGUGCCCAUUAAUAGACAUCAACCACCAAGACAAUGAUGGCAACACUGCUCUCAUGAUUGCUGCCCAAGCAGGCUUCAUCACCAUCCUGAACUAUAUCCUUAACUACUACUCUUGUGUGGACACUGAGAUCAGGGACCCCCGUGGCUUCACAGCUCUCAUAAAGGCAGGCCUACAAGGCCGAGAAGAGUGUGUUUCCGCAUUGCUAAUGCAUGGUGCAGACGUCAAUGCAAUAGAUCUCGUUCAUGGGAAAGGUCUAAAGGACUGGACCCUUAGGACGGGAAGGUUUGAGACUCUGAAUAGACUGCGUCGCCUGCAGACUCGUCCUGUUGCAGAACAAUUCUGUGAAAGCUACAUUCCUGAGUGGCCUGAGUUGAAGCUACUGGUGGCGAAGGCUACAGCAGCCAAAACAGCUAGUCAGAAGCUGAGGCAGCGCUUAAAAGACAGCCUUAGUUUUAGCUUCCCACAUGACCCCCAAGACAAUGGGGUCAUGGACCACAUGGUGCGGAUGACUACAAGCAUCCACAGCCCCCUGAUAGCUACUGGUUGCCGUCCACUCUGUCCCACCAGCCCCCCAGAGAUUGGCAAGCGACGGUUUGCCGUACCGGAACUGCUUGACAAGCACAGCAGCAAGGAGUUGGAGGAGAGCACGGUGUCCCACAGUAACGGCUCCAUCACCUCAGCUUCACCUGUGUCAGCCGCCUCUGUAUCACUGACCUCCUGCUGCCAGGACUCAGAGCGCAGGCAAAGCUUGCCAACAGGUGGAAUGAAAAGCUUCAUGCCACGUAGCAUGGCGCACAGAAACAGCAUCUUCCCCUCAGGCUGUAUUCCUAAAAUUGAAGUUACAAAAUCUGCAGAGCGCACUCCAAAGAAGGAGAAAAAGAACAAAAGGCAAAAGGGUUACCUGGAGCCUCCUGUCUGGAAGUACAAGGAGGCCAAAGAGGAGAAAAAGAGAGAGAAGAAGAAUCAGGAAAAGGAAAAAGAGGAACAAAAAAAAUCUAAGGGGUCCAAACAUUCAUGAAGUGAAAAUGUCUGUGUUUCCUUUUGAACACGUGACAAAGAAGUAACAAAACAAUGUUGGAGUGACAGCUGAUAAGUAAAUAAUACAACGGUGGAUGUGGAGUUUGGGUUGGCAUGAGCUUGAGAAAGGUGGAGUGGCUGCUUGUGAUGUAUUUUUCAGCAUCUUUGUAAAGCGGAAACUGAUGCAAACCAAAUGUUAUUUGGUUUUACAGAUACACAGUAACUUUGCUGUUUUCCUAUCAGCAAAGGUGGACUGGUGAAUCUUUUGAGGAUGCAGUUACGCUGACUGCAGACGCCUGCAACGGUGUCAUUUUUCUUUGAAACCUCACUUUUGUGAAGAUUUCACCCAUCUGUAUUUUGUAAAUAACUUCUAAGUAGCAUGCCAUUAAGGCAUUUAACGACAAUGUAAGCAUAUAGGUGAUAGCCAGUACUGUACAUAUACUGUAUGUGAUCAAAUGCCUUCAGGAAAUGCAUUAAUGCCACAUUUAAUCAAAGACUGUGAAAGGCAAAAAAAAAAAAACUCUGGUAAAAAUAAUAAUAAUAAUAAUAAUAGUAAUAGAUCUUAAGGCUACAAAUUUUAAAAAUUACAAAAAGGGUGUCUUGGCAAGAUGUUGGAUCACUAUGUGCUACACUGAACCUUGGUAUUGAUUCUAGACUGUUCUUCCAAAAAAUAUUCCCAUAUUUGCUGUUUUGAUGGUGGAUGUCCAACACUCUCUGAAAGACAUUCAACUUGAUUGAGUUCUGAUGACUGCUUAGGCUAUGGCAUAUGAUUCAUAUCAUUUUUAUACACGUCAAACUAUUUACUGACUCCCUGUGCUCUAUAGCACAGAGGAUUGUCACCCUAGACGAGGAUAGAAAUGUUCCAUCAUGGCAUAAAAAUUGAUGACUCAGAACACUUUUUAUUGAUUUCUAUCCCAGCUCGCCUCUUAGGCCUGAAAUAUAUACCCAUACAGAUCUGUGUAUGGCAGCUGCAGAAACUAUGAACAAGUAGCUGCUUUUAUUAUUUUACUUCCUAUUCUGCUUGGAGGAAGAAUGCACAUUUGGUGUAGUGGCUGUGUAACAACAAACUGACUGCAGACAUUUUUAGUUUUCACAGUAGGGAAAGCACAAGUGUAUAAUUCAUGGCUCAAUUCCAUUAAGUGUCUCAGCGAGCCAUGACAAGGAACCAGCAUGCAGUAAAGCACAGCCUCCUCUGAGUGGGAUGCAGUCAACAUUAAUACACCUGUGCUUUCCCUACUGUAAUCAAAAUGUCUUCUCUGAAAAAGGUAUAGGGUUCUGGUUCUUCCUUUAAUUUGUCACAUGUCUGUGAUUUGUUUGUUCUUUUUAUGUGAGCUUUCUGAGAGCCAGCUACGCAUCAUGCAGCAUCUACCAGAUGCCUUUGUCUUUUCAACUUCAUCUGAAUUCUCCAAACUGUUUUUCUGUGUCAUGUAAAUGAUGUUUGUGAGAUACUCUGCAGCAUCUUCUUUCAUAGAGGAAAAAAAUGUUCAGUGGUUCACAAAUAGAAAUCUUCAGCCUGCUGAUUCAUGGACUAUUAUUUGAAAGCCAGAACUGUUGCUACUCAGGGAAACAUACAAUGGGCAUAUUAUCAUCAGCUCAACAAACUACAUAUUCAGUAUCUCUCAAGAACAGAAACCUCUCAUGGAAUAUAGCAUGUUUUGGGUAUUUUUAAAUAUUCUCUUUAUAGAUAAACUAACUAAAAUAAUCAAUUAUAACAAAUGUUUAUAACUGAAAUAAAUAUCCCAAAUACAACUAAAUAUGUUUAAUUGUGUUCUCUAAAAACUAUAUUUAAUUAGAUACAUUCUUGUGAAAAUUUAGACAAGCAUUUCUGGGGUAAUUUAAACUGAAAACAAGAGGGGGUAAAAGGGGCAAAGAAAAGUACGUCAAAAAGGGGCAAAAAGCUCUUCAACAUCUUUAUAAAGUCUGAUACAAAUGAAAAUGUGUGUGUGCAUGUGUGUAAGCUUGGAAUAAACUGUCUGACCUUUGCAAAGAGUGA